This is a messenger RNA of Candida albicans SC5314, 660 nucleotides long. RefSeq names its product Tef4p (gene TEF4). The transcript has a single exon. Lineage: Eukaryota; Fungi; Ascomycota; Pichiomycetes; Serinales; Debaryomycetaceae. Gene Ontology annotation, biological process: translational elongation. Gene Ontology annotation, cellular component: cytoplasm; nucleus. The record is from RefSeq and is a predicted model, not a curated record. Bases 1 to 660 code for a protein of 219 amino acids.
AUGUCUCAAGGUAUUUUAUAUGUAUUAAAACUUUCACCAAGAUCUUCUAUUUUAACUGAUCUUAUCAAAUAUUAUAAAUUAGAUAUUGAAAUCUCUACUGAUACUGAAUCGGAAUCAUUUAUUAAACUAUUCCCAUUACGUAAAACUCCAACAUUUAUAGGUAAUGAUGGAUUCCAAUUAACUGAAACAAUAGCCAUUGGUAUUUAUUUUUUAUCAAUGAUUCCUAAUCAUGAUUUAUUAGGUGAUAAUGAUCAAGAAUUUGCUAGUAUAAUUAGAUUUCUUUCAAUGUUGAAUCAAGAAGGUGCUAUGUCUUGGGUUGGUGCCUUUUUCAGAUUAUCAGGAAGAUUACCUUAUAAUAAAGAAAUUAUUGAUGAGAAUUUGAUCACGUUAGAUAUUAUUGGCCAAAUUCUUGAUAAUAGAUUAGCUAAUGAUAGGAUUAGUGGCUAUUUAGUUGGGGACAAGAUUUCUUAUGCUGAUUUAUAUGGUGUUAAAUUAUUUGGAAUUGCUUUAUAUACAUUGUUAGGUGAGCCAUAUUUGACAAAAUAUCCCAAUUUUGCUAAAUGGUUUAAAAGAGCAUCUGAUAAUGAAUUUUUCAGAGGUCAAUAUAAAGAUAUAAAGUUUCCUCAACAGCAAUUGACUUAUCCUGGUUCAGAAGAUUGA